AUGGACCAGAUGACAACAUUGUCAGAUGAGUCAGAUUUUGAGGACACAGAAGUAGCCUCCAUUCACUCCAAAGCUCACUUGGUGGACGGGCCGCGCAUACCUCUGGGUGAGUCUGACGAGUACACUUUUGUUGCGCACAAGUUCACUGGGACUUUGCACGUGCUUCAAGAUGAGGAAUCAGGCCGAUUGGCAUGUGGUCGCCUCAGAACCACAAAUAUGAAGCCGGUGGAGCCGGACGCAAUCGAUGCAGCCACCGCCCCAUUUUGUAUCCAGCGCAACGUCGUUGUGAAACAUAACCAGGCAUAG
Messenger RNA from Cladocopium goreaui, 306 nucleotides. The record is from the annotation of a GenBank genome assembly. Lineage: Eukaryota; Dinophyceae; Suessiales; Symbiodiniaceae.